Messenger RNA from Rotaria sp. Silwood2, 1575 nucleotides. Lineage: Eukaryota; Metazoa; Rotifera; Eurotatoria; Philodinida; Philodinidae. The record is from the annotation of a GenBank genome assembly.
AUGUCUUCUAUUGCUACAAUUAUUGAUAAUGACAUAUUAGUGUCAACUUUACAAAAAGGAUUUUAUGCACUUGCUGCUUGUACUAUUAUUGGCACAGCAGCUUAUGUAGGUUAUAAAGCUGCCGAACCUGAAAACAAACAUAUAAUCCAUAACCGCCAUCCAGAAUUAAACGAACAGGUACUUGAAUCUUUACGUCUGGAUGAUGAUAAACUACGACAAAUGAUGCAAUUUCUUGAACAAGAAAUGGAUUCUGGCCUUUCUCCAGCUACACAUAAAAUGGCUGAUGUUAAAAUGUUUCCAACCUAUGUUCGAAAUAUAGCUAAUGGAUCCGAAACUGGUCAAGUGCUUGCAUUAGAUUUAGGUGGUACGAAUUUUCGUGUUUUACUUGUUAAUUUAUUACCACAAUCCGAAGUUGAAUUAACAUCAAAAAUAUUCGUUAUACCACAAUCAAUUAUGCUUGGUGAAGGAGUUAAUUUAUUUCGUCAUCUUGCUGAUUGUCUUGUUGAUUUUAUGAAAAAAGAAAAUCUAAUUAAACCAGGUGUUCAUUAUCCAUUAGGUUUUACAUUUUCAUUUCCAUGUCAACAAGAAGAUCUUGCAUCAGCACGAUUAACAUCAUGGACAAAAGGUUUUACAUGUUCAGGUGUUGUUAAUGAAGACGUUGUUAAAAUGCUUCAAAGAGCAAUUGAUGAAAAAAAUAUUAAUGUAGAAUGUGUAGCACUGGUUAAUGAUACUGUUGGUACAUUAAUGGCAUGUGCAUAUAAAAAUCCCAAUACAGCUAUUGGUCUUAUAUUAGGUACAGGUACAAAUGCAUGUUACAUUGAAAGUUUAGAUCGUAUUGGUACAUGGAAUGGUGAUUAUAAUGAACCAAAACAAGUUAUUGUUAAUAUGGAAUGGGGUGCAUUUGGUAAUAAUAAUCGUUUAAAUCAUCUACGAACAAAAUAUGAUGAAGAAGUUGAUCUAUCAUCAGUAAAUCCUGGCAAGCAAAUUUUUGAAAAAAUGAUCAGUGGAAUGUAUAUGGGUGAAAUAGUUCGUUUAAUAAUACUUGAUUUAAUGCAACAAGAUUUACUAUUUCUUGGUCAACGUGAUCGUUAUGGAGAUUAUAAAACACCAUUAUUUACACGUGGUGGAUUUUAUACAAAAUUUGUUAGUACUGUUGAAACAGAUGAAGGUAUUGCAUUUUCAAAUACGAGACGUGUUCUUCAAGAUAUUGGUAUAAGAAAUCCAACAUUUGAUGAUUGUGCAAUUGUACAACAUAUUUGCAAAAAUGUUUCAAGACGAGCAGCUCGAUUAGCCGGAGCAGGUCUCGCUGUAAUUAUCAAUCGUAUUAAUAAACCAAAUAUAACUGUUGGUGUUGAUGGUUCUCUUUAUCGUUAUCAUCCAAGAUUUAAAAGAAAUAUGGAAAAAUGUAUGAAAAUUUUAGUCAAUAAAAAUAUAAAGUUUGAACUUCAAUUAUCCAAUGAUGGUUCAGGUGUCGGUGCUGCACUGACCGUGGCAGCAGAAGUUUUAUCAACUCAGAGCAAUAAGGAAUCAACUGACAAUCAAAAACAAAAACAACGUCGACGAUCACAUGUGUAA